This is a messenger RNA of Lathyrus sativus (Indian pea), 1479 nucleotides long. The record is from the annotation of a GenBank genome assembly. Lineage: Eukaryota; Viridiplantae; Streptophyta; Magnoliopsida; Fabales; Fabaceae.
AUGGACCCGAAACUCUUUUUUCCGAACAAUUUCAUCGAUGGCACUAUUACAUCACUCAUUGAUGGCCAACAAAGACCUGUUCCGUCAGUUAUAGUUAUUGGUGCUGGAAUAUCCGGGAUUGCUGCAGCACGCAUUCUCCACGAUGCAUCUUUUAAGGUCACCCUAUUAGAGUCACGAGAUAGGCUCGGUGGCCGCAUUCAUACCGACUACUCGUUCGGUUGUCCAGUUGACAUGGGAGCCUCAUGGCUACAUGGAGUUUGUAAUGAGAAUCCUUUGGCUCCAUUGAUACGUUGCCUUGGGCUUACACUGUAUCGUACCAGUGGUGACGACUCUGUCUUAUACGACCAUGAUUUGGAAAGCUGUAUGCUUUUUGACAUUGAUGGCAAUAAAGUUCAACAACAGACGGUCAUUGAAGUUGGAGAAACUUUCAAGAGAAUUCUGGAAGAGACGGGUAAAGUGAGGGAUGAGAAUCCUGAGGACAUUUCAGUUUCUGAAGCCAUUUCAAUUGUGCUGGAUAGGCAUCCAGAACUAAGGAAACAAGGACUUGCACAUGAAGUGCUACAAUGGUUUAUAUGCAGAAUGGAAGCUUGGUUUGCUGCUGAUGCAGAUAUGAUUUCACUUAAAAGCUGGGAUCAGGAACAUGUUCUCUCUGGUGGUCACGGACUCAUGGUCCAAGGAUAUAAUCCCGUUAUAAAUGCUCUUGCAAAAGACAUUGAUAUACGCCUGAACCACAGGGUGGCCAAGAUAUCCAAUGGCUACAAUAAGGUAAUGGUUACCUUGGAGGAUGGCAGGAACUUUGUUGCUGAUGCUGCUAUCAUCACUGUUCCAAUUGGAGUCCUUAAAGCCAACUUAAUUGAGUUUGAACCAAGACUUCCUGAUUGGAAAGUUUCUGCAAUUUCAGAUCUUGGUGUAGGCAAUGAAAAUAAAAUUGCACUAAGAUUUGACAAAGUGUUUUGGCCUGACGUAGAACUUCUUGGUGUUGUUGCUCCUACCUCAUAUGCCUGUGGCUAUUUUCUCAAUCUCCAUAAAGCAACAGGCCAUCCAGUUCUUGUUUACAUGGCAGCUGGCAGGUUUGCUUAUGACCUUGAGAAACUAUCUGACGAGUCAGCUGCGAAUUUUGUAAUGCUACAGCUUAAGAAGAUGUUUCCUGAUGCUUGUGAGCCAGUUCAGUAUCUUGUGUCACAUUGGGGAACAGAUCCAAACUCUCUUGGUUGUUACUCUUAUGAUUUGGUUGGAAUAUCAAUGGACGUGUACGACAAGCUUCGUGCACCUUUAGGUAAUCUAUUCUUUGGCGGGGAAGCUGUAAGCUUAGACAACCAAGGAUCUGUGCAUGGAGCUUAUUCUGCUGGAGUUAUGGCUGCUGAAAACUGUCAGAAAUACCUUUGGGAGAAACAAGGCAACUUAGAAAGCCUGUCUCAAGUUUCGGUUAGACCUGAAACAUUAGGAACAAAUUUUCCUCUUCAGAUAUCGAGGAUAUGA